UUUGAAGUUCUCCCUGGAUUCAUAUCUGGAACAAGUGUUUGUGAAGCCAAAACCAAAUCUGUCAAUAGCAGAAAAAUCACUCUGGUUGAUACACCUGGGUUCUUUGACACAAACAAAACUGAAGAGGAGUUAAAACCUGAGAUAGUGAGGUGUAUCACAGAGUGCUCACCUGGGCCUCAUGCUUUUCUCAUUGUGCUCAAAGUGGAGAGAUUUACAGACCAGGAGGCAGAUAUAAUCCACAGAAUGACCAAAUACUUCUCCGAAGAUGUGUACAAGUAUACAACAGUUGUUUUCACUAAUGGUGAUGAGCUCCCUGAAGGAGAGAAAAUCGAGGAUUUAGUGAGUCAAAAUAAGUAUUUGAGUGAUUUAAUAGAAAAGUGUGGAGGGCGGUGCCAAGUCAUUGAUAACAAACACUGGAACAAUGACCCAAAAGACAAAUGCAGAAGCAAUGAGUACCAGGUGGAGGAAAUACUUAAAUCAAUAGAGAAGAUAGUGGAUGCAAACAAUGGAGACUGCUACACCAACGAGAUGCUGCAAUUAACUGAGAAACUGAUUCAACAAGAAGAGAAGAUGAUUGCAGAGUCCUCAGAAAACAAGUCAGGAGAAGAAAUCAGGAAAGAAGCUAAAAAGAGAGUGAAUAAAAUUCUUAUCCAAGCAACAGGUAUAACAGUCGGUGCACUGCUGGGAGCUUUACUUGGA
Austrofundulus limnaeus is the source of this 699-nucleotide messenger RNA. RefSeq names its product GTPase IMAP family member 7-like. Lineage: Eukaryota; Metazoa; Chordata; Actinopteri; Cyprinodontiformes; Rivulidae. The record is from RefSeq and is a predicted model, not a curated record. The annotation marks the transcript as partial. Gene Ontology annotation, molecular function: GTP binding. The transcript has a single exon.